This is a messenger RNA of Beta vulgaris subsp. vulgaris (sugar beet), 1905 nucleotides long. RefSeq lists its product as uncharacterized. The coding region runs from base 157 to 1425 and encodes 422 amino acids. The record is from RefSeq and is a predicted model, not a curated record. The transcript has 2 exons. Lineage: Eukaryota; Viridiplantae; Streptophyta; Magnoliopsida; Caryophyllales; Amaranthaceae.
CCUUUUUUUUCUUCCCUUCCCCAUCAUGUAUCUAACUAGCAUCUUAGUCUGGCAGUUGACAAAGUCCAUAAAGUCAACUUGACCAAAUUUAUCCUAUGUUUUUCCACACCUUGCUUUCCCAUCUAACUCCAAAAAAUAACUCACCCUCUCUAUGAAAUGGAGUUCUUCAAGAGAGCAAAAGUCUUCCGGCUAAAACGCAGCAGCAAAAGCAAGUACCUAAUAGCCCACAAAGACGAGGAAACAAUCAAGCAAAGCCGCGACAACUCCUCUGACAAGGCUCGUUGGUGCUACGAGCUUGUCGAGGGGAAACCCAAUGUCAUCCGCCUCAGGAGCUGCUCCAGCUGGCGUUACUUAACCACCACUGAAGAUCCAUUCCUGUUAGGAAUGACAGGGAAGAAGGUUAUACAGACAAUCAACCAGGGUCCAACUACAGAGUGGGAGCCUAUCAAAGAAGGCCUCUAUAUCAAACUUAAGAGUCACACAGGAAGUACAUUAAAGGCCAACCGGGGGCCUCCUCCUUGGAGAAAUUCUGUCACCCAUGAUGAACCAGGUCAUUGGACAAGCACUGAAUAUAUGACAUUGUGGAUCGUUGAUUUAGUUGAGAUCGAUUAUCAAUCAUCAAAGAAGGGUGAUACUGAUUCUAUAUCAACGGAGGAAAUUAAGAGGAUCAAUGUUGUUUCCGUGUCUUGCAAUGUAGCCGAUCAAGAGGUUAAGAUGUCUGCUAAAGAUAAAUCUGAUUCCGCCAUCAAACUCAAGUCUAACCUUGAUGACACACUUAAUAUCAACAAAGUGAAUGGUACACACACAGAUAGAGUGUCAGAAUACUCUGUCCAGAGAGCUAAUAAGCAAACAUUUGAUCAACUGAAAAUCAAAGACUUCCAUACCAUCUUAUCCUUGGGGAGAGAUAAUGAGCUAGAGAAGGCAGUGAACGUGCUUAUCAUUGAUGCAAAAUCCAAAGGCCGAGGUAAAGUCCCUAGUAAACUUGUUGAAGUUCAAGAGAAACUCAAGUCAAUGAAGAAAAAUCAUGAAUCAGCCUCUAAGAAUUCUGUCGAGUAUUCUAAAUUCUCUACAAGAAGAUCAGAGAUCAGGGAUAAGCUUAAAAAGGAUGCUGCUCAAGCUCGUGAGCUAGAGACUGUUGAAAUCAAUCUUAGUAACACAAUUCUAGAAGCAAAAGCCAAGAAAGAGGAGUUGUUGAAGCAACUAGAAAAGACUGAAAGUGCCAUCAAGGAUGUUGAGAAAGCUCGGAGUGGUAAUAUGGCUAUUGUUGAAGAGCUCAUAUCGAGAAUAGAGAAGAAGAGCAAGGGGUUUAAGGAGAUGGAAAGCAAGGAGAAAUCAUGGCGGAUGAGGAAAAAUGAGGCUGAAAGAAUGCUACAAAGAAUUGAGAAAGACUGGGAGAUAGUUAAGAGUAGGUUUCCGCAUAUUUGAUUACAUAUAGGUUUCGUUUGGUAGGGUGUAAAAUGUUUUUCUGGAAAACUGUUUUCCUUUAUUUUCAGUUUUACAUUGUUUGGUUGGCAAAAGAGUGUAAAAUCAUUUUCCCUUGGGAUAAAAUUACUCUCCUAAUAAUGGAAAACCAUUUUCCUUUCAAAAUGAAGGGAAAACUAUAUUCCUUAUCUCUCUUGUACACUCCUCUCACUACCUCCUUACUUUCCCUUUCAUUUUCCUUUCAUUUCAUCAUUUUUCUUACAUCGAACCAAACAACGGAAAACUAAUUUUGGAAUUGUGUUUUCCAUUGUAAAUUGUUUUCCAUGAAAAUCAUUUCACACUGAAAAUGUUUUACGCCCUACCAAACGGAGCCAUAAUGGUGCAUCAGGCUAUAUCAUGGAAAAAUUGGCACUUGUGUUCAAAAACUAAUUACUGUAAGCAAGCCAUAAAUUUUAAUCACUGUCAUUUGAUCUCAUAUUUUCA